Echinococcus granulosus is the source of this 2400-nucleotide messenger RNA. RefSeq lists its product as hypothetical. The transcript is spliced from 5 exons. The record is from RefSeq and is a predicted model, not a curated record. NCBI's taxonomy places the organism in Eukaryota, Metazoa, Platyhelminthes, Cestoda, Cyclophyllidea, Taeniidae. The coding region runs from base 1 to 2400 and encodes 799 amino acids.
AUGGAAGAGACUCCGGCACUCGUUUUCAAAUACAAAUGUCGCCGAAAUAUGUUCGUUGCACGACCGGCCACCUGCCGACCGGCGCUACAAACGCCCACUCCAAUUGUCUCCUUCCACCACCGACCAGAAAGAGGAAGGACUACUGCAAAGGAGUCUCACACCCCCACCGUUGCCUCCUUCAAUCCUCUCAAGAGAGCAAUCAGGACUAAGAAUGUUGCGAAAGACAAAGUUGAGCCCGAAUUAAAGGAAAAGGCAACAGAACAGGAGGCAACAAAUAAGGAGGUGACUUUGGAGUUUCAGAGAUCCUACAACUCCUCCCUUCAUUUGAACGUGUCACCAUCUUCAUCUAUUAAAUUUGAUAGACGCGAUGCCUCCUCGAGGAUAAAGCUGUUGGCAGUGGUUCAGCGUGGUGAAAGUGUAGAACACUCAGAAAAGUCCACUUCGACAGAUUCUUUUUUAAAAUGCUUUAAACAACUUCCAGAUUUCCCUGAAGGAGAAGAAGAAAAUUCUACUGCAUUAAAGUCACCAGGAAAUUUAAACGAUACUGCCAUGGAACUUCCGUUAUGGGCCAAAGUAAGUCAUUUUCAAGGCAAUUUUAUGGACAACGAAAGACCAGGUAGUGUUGGAGACAUCGAAACGGUGGUGAGUGAAGAGCCGAGACCCAUCCAAAGCACAGUUUCUAUCUCUGGGGACGAAAAAUUGAAAUCACAGCCAUUUGAAGUCAAAAGAACCAAUGAGUUUGGCUCUGCUGUUGCGCAUCAAAGAGUGAUAGUAAGACAGCUGCCUUUGAAUUACGCCUUGAGUGAUGAGAACUCAAAAUUAUCCUUGGUAUCAAGGGGGAUCCAGUGCAGUGAUCAGCUGGACGGUGAGGAACCUGAAGAAGAGAAUAAUGGACCUCCUUUAAGAAACACAGCACCCGAUUCACCCUACGUGACCCUGCACAAAUGUGUUCGUGAGAUCUAUAAACAAACCUGCCAUUGUCGCGCGCAUUCACUCUGUAUUGGCAAGCGAAAUCCGAAGGUGCGAGACGUUAGCACUUGGACGUCUGAUGGAAAAAUAGGGGAAAAGAGAAUUUCUAGAGUCUCCAAGAUAAUGCAAACCGAACCUCCAAUGCAUGACAUGUCCACUCAUUUUGCAGGGUACGUCUCCAGACAGAGUCAGAAAUUUCAAACUGCAUUCCAUCCCCUUAACUAUGUUCAAAGUAGGUCAUUUGCACCACAGACGUCAACACAGACCAUCUUUGAUAUGUGGGACACUGCCACAAUCAGCGACAACUCUCAGAUCAGUGCUGAUCCACUGUCUUGGCAUUUCGACAAACUAAAACUGCAGCGACAUUGUCAGAGUGGGGAUUCGCGAAGUGAAUCAAAACGACGCAAAAUUCGUCCAUUACAAAGUGCCUCUUUGGAUUGUCGAGGAGAUCAUAGUUCUCACUAUUACCAGCAGCAACAAGAAAGAAGUCACACUUACUAUCCAAACGCCUUCUCUGUUUCGACACAGACGCCACGGAAAUCGGCUCCUCCUCAUUGCAUACAGACGACUGUUCGAUGGAGACGUGGCUUAGAUGGCGCAGACUUCAAAAGGUGGGUUGGAAGACAUUCCGUAAGACGUGUUGCCACUAAGUCUCCUCCUCAGAAUCGUGACUCCAUGCCUGCUUCUUUCAAUCAGAAGAGUGUUUCCUCAAUCGCACCCGAGCCAAGUUGGAGUCCCCAAAAUAGCACCACCAACGCGAUCGCAAGCAAUGGCAAUGUGAAGAUUAACGGCAAGGAGAAUGGCGUUAACACAGGUGCGGCGGAUGGAAAAUCCGCCAAAAUUCGCGGUUUCAAUCAUAAGCAAUGUGAGACGGAAAAGAACGAUUUCAACAGCUUUGAUAGGUCUUCGAAAUUUUUGCCCAAAAAGAGCGUUCAAGUGCGUCGCUUGAGCAUGAAUCCCACAGCCAUUGGUGCCAAAACUACAACUGUGCCCACAGCCGCAACUCGGCGAACACGCACAAACACAAUAUCGCCAAAAAAGCAUCUGCUGACUUGCUUCUCGUCUAAGUCCACACCGCUGACACGCCCUCCCGAGGGAAUAACUACUCCCUCAUUACCCUCUUUGCCAGAUGAUACUGUCCAAUUAGAGGCGAUUGGCAACUAUUCCUCCGCAUUUUGCUCAGAGUGGAGCCCAAUUUUGAGAACUAAGACACUGUGGGUGGCCGUCUCAUCACUGACAAGAGAGACAGCACUGACUUCUCAAGGGCCGAUGAAGACAAUGAACAAACUUGAUAGUGUCCUCCGAAUCAAGGAACGGGACCAUGAACUUCAGGUGGAUAAAUGUGCGCAGGUAGAGCAACCUGCACGAAGGACUCUGACUUUGUGGCAGAGAUCGAGUGAGUGUCAGGUAGAUCAACUGCACUCGGGUUAA